AUGAGACUAUUUAUCUUCUUUGCUAUACUUACAAUAGCCUAUGCCGGAGGCGACAUCUUUGCAAUUCGAGACCUGAUACCUAUGUUAACUAACUGGACAGACAGAGCUCAACUUGAAGUUCUAAUGAGAGACCAGACGACACCGCGAUCCCAGAUUCAGGCACAAGUUCAAGAAAUCGUGGCUCGACAGUCAGAAGACGUUCAGAAUGCAUACCGUAUUCUGUACGAGAAUCGUCAGAAUCAGAUACAGCAAUGGAAUCAGCGAAGAUUGCAACGCAUCCGUAACAGAGGAUCUAAACAAAACUGCGUUGCUAACUUCGAAGAAAUGACGGUGAUAAUGAAUGAUCUGUCGCUUUCUCAAAGCCAAGUGGACGAGAGAAUUCAGGAACUCUAUUCAAAACCUUGUCCCAUGAUGACUUCCACUGCUGCUGCCUAA
Enterobius vermicularis (human pinworm) is the source of this 435-nucleotide messenger RNA. The record is from the annotation of a GenBank genome assembly. NCBI's taxonomy places the organism in Eukaryota, Metazoa, Nematoda, Chromadorea, Rhabditida, Oxyuridae.